AUGGCAUGUAAUUCCCUACUUCCCCCUGUUGCAAGAAGGUUAGAAGGCAAGGUGGCAUUGAUCACUGGAGCUGCUAGCGGCAUUGGUGAAUGCAUUACAAGACUCUUUUGCAAGCACGGGGCUAAAGUUAUCAUUGCUGACAUUCAAGAUGAAGUUGGCCAAUCUGUAUGCAAAGAUCUUGGUCAUGCAGUUGCAUCCUUCGUGCAUUGCGAUGUAGCCAAAGAAUCUGAUAUCGAAACUGCAGUUAACACCGCAAUUUCCUUGCAUGGAAAGCUUGAUAUAAUGGUAAACAAUGCUGCUAUUAUCGACGAUGCCAAACCAAGCAUUAUAGACAAUAAUCUAGCCGAUUUUGAGCGUGUCAUUAGUAUUAAUUUGACAGGCGUUUUCUUGGGAAUUAAACACGCUGCUCGAGUAAUGAUUCCUGCAGGAAAAGGCAGCAUAAUUUCACUGGGUAGCGUUUCUUCUAGUGUUGGUGGAGUUACUUCUCAUGCCUACACAAGUUCAAAGCACGCCAUCAUAGGACUCACCAAGAACGUGGCAGCAGAGCUUGGGCGGUUUGGGAUUCGAGUGAACUGCUUAUCACCUUACUUCAUUGCAACACUGUUGGCUAAUAAUUUCUUCAAGCCAGAUGGAGAUGAAAAUUUUCAUGUUUAUUCCAAUUUGAAAGGGGUUGUUCUUCAACAAGAAGAUGUGGCUGAAGCUGCGCUGUACCUGGGUAGUGACGACUCAAAGUAUGUGAGUGGUCACAAUCUUGCAGUGGAUGGAGGGUUUACCACUAUCAAUCCAGCUUUCGGCUUGUUUGCGGCAUCACUGUAG
Molecule: messenger RNA, 816 nt
Organism: Durio zibethinus
Lineage: Eukaryota; Viridiplantae; Streptophyta; Magnoliopsida; Malvales; Malvaceae
Product: borneol dehydrogenase, mitochondrial-like
Molecular function (GO): oxidoreductase activity
Source: RefSeq, a predicted model, not a curated record